CGCUGAACUAGUUCAAUAAGUUGAAGCGAGACAAGUAUAUGUUUUCUCAUUUCAACUUAUCGCACUAGUUCAGCGGUGCGGCGAAAACGAACAAACCUUUGGAUAGACUGCUAUAAAUUUGAAUAAACGUUAUUACUAGUUGACACUGUUUUGUUACAACGAGAAUAUAUCGUGUAAUUUUUAACGCGUGUUUUUAUACAUUACAAAUUUUAUACAUUACAAAAUGUCUUAUAUGCUGUCGCAUUUGGAAAACGGCUUUCAAGUCGAUCAAGCUAUUUUGUCGGAAGAAGACAGAGUAGUGGUUAUUCGCUUUGGCCACGAUUGGGAUCCAAUGUGCAUGAAGAUGGACGAAGUUCUCUACAAUAUCGCGGAAAAAGUUAAAAAUUUCGCCGUUAUUUAUUUGGUUGAUAUCACAAAAGUACCAGAUUUUAACAAAAUGUAUGAAUUAUACGACCCAUGCACAGUGAUGUUCUUCUUCAGGAACAAGCAUAUAAUGAUUGAUUUAGGCACAGGCAAUAAUAACAAAAUCAACUGGACAUUGGAGGACAAGCAGGAAAUGAUUGACAUCAUUGAGACGGUUUACAGAGGUGCGAGAAAAGGUCGAGGUUUGGUUGUAUCACCUAAAGAUUAUUCAACUAAAUAUCGAUAUUAAUUCAUUUAGAAAAUAUUAUCCAACUUUAAUAUUAGGAAAAUAUUCAUGCUAUAUUUUUGUUUUACAUUAAAACCUGUGAAGUGUUGAAUGAA
Molecule: messenger RNA, 744 nt
Organism: Dinoponera quadriceps
Lineage: Eukaryota; Metazoa; Arthropoda; Insecta; Hymenoptera; Formicidae
Gene: Dim1
Product: thioredoxin-like protein 4A
Exons: 3
Coding region: 224-652 (142 amino acids)
Biological process (GO): mRNA splicing, via spliceosome
Cellular component (GO): U4/U6 x U5 tri-snRNP complex; spliceosomal complex; U5 snRNP
Source: RefSeq, a predicted model, not a curated record